Neltuma alba is the source of this 1481-nucleotide messenger RNA. RefSeq names its product TMV resistance protein N-like. NCBI's taxonomy places the organism in Eukaryota, Viridiplantae, Streptophyta, Magnoliopsida, Fabales, Fabaceae. Gene Ontology annotation, molecular function: ADP binding. The record is from RefSeq and is a predicted model, not a curated record. The coding region runs from base 1 to 1296 and encodes 431 amino acids. The transcript is spliced from 4 exons. Gene Ontology annotation, biological process: defense response.
AUGUCCCCUUCCUUGUCUCCAUAUGAGUUGAUUGAGACUAUUGUUGAGAGUGUUUCUGAAAGAGUAGACCAUGGACAAUUAUUUGUUGCUGAGCAUCCAGUGGGAAUAGAAUCACGGAUUCAAGAAUUGACAAUUGAAUGGUCAGAAAAGAGAUCUCAAAAACCUCUUAUCAUAGGCCUAUGGGGGAUGGGAGGUAUCGGCAAAACAACUGUUGCUAAAGGCAUCUACAAUACAAUUGGCCCACAGUUUGGAAGAGCACGAAGUUUUCUUGCAAAUAUAAGAGAAAAUUCAAAAAGUGCUAAUGGCUUAGUUGUUUUGCAGAAGCAAUUAAUUUCUGAUAUCAUUAAGACAGAUUUUUCCAAGAUACCUAAUAUUGAUAGAGGGAAAAGAAUAAUUCAGGAAAGAUUUCCUACCAUAAAAGCAUUUGUUGUAUUGGAUGAUGUGGAUAGUAUCAAUCAACUGAACACAUUUUGUGGGAGUAUUGAAUGGUUUUGUCCUGGGAGUAUAAUAUUCAUAACAACUAGAGAUCUACAUUUGCUUGACGUUAUUAAUGCUGACCAUAAGUAUAGAAUGAGAAAAAUGAAGGGAACAGAGCCUCUUCUACUUUUCAGUUGGCAUGCCUUUAAGCAACCACAACCCUCUGAAAACUUUGUAAAAUUAUCUGAAAAGGUAGUUUCUUAUUGUGAUGGACUUCCACUAGCUCUUGAAGUCCUUGGUUCUUAUUUGCAUGGGAGAAAAGAAAAACAAUGGGAGAGUGCAUUGUCCAAACUACAGAGGAUUCCUAAGAAAGAUAUACACAAAAAGUUAAAAAUAAGUUAUGAUGCAUUGGACAACCAUACAGAAAAGGAUGUUUUCCUUGACAUAUGUUGCUUUUUUAUCAACAAGGACAGCAACUAUGUUACACAGAUAUUAGAUGGUUGUGAACUUCAUGCAGAAAAUGGAUUACAAAUCCUCAUAGAGCGGAGCCUGGUGAAAGUAGGUAGAAAUAAUAAGCUUGAAAUGCAUGAUUUAUUACAAAAAAUGGGAAAAGAAAUUAUCCGUGAAGACUCACCUAAAGAUCCUGAGAAACGUAGCCGACUAUGGUCUCAAGAAGAUGUGCUUGAUGUGUUAACAGAUCAUACAGGAACCAAAGCUAUUGAGGGUAUAUCUCUAAAGGUACCAAAAACCCAUAGAGAUCCCAUCGAUUCUAAGGCAUUUAAGAAGAUGAAGAAACUCAGAUUACUCCAACUAGACUAUGUGAAUCUUAAAGGAGAUUAUAAACAUCUUUCCAAAAAGCUGAGAAGUUGCCAAUGUUGAAGACACUCAAUCUCAGUCAUUCACCUUCCUUGAUACAAACUCCUGAUUUUACAUAUCUACCAAAUCUUGAAAAGCUUAUGAUGAAAGAUUGUGAGAGCUUGAUUUUAAUUCACGAGAGCAUUGGGGAUCUAAAAACUCUCCUUCAUCUUAAUCUAAAAGGUUGCAAGAGUCUCAAAGAUCUUCCU